This is a messenger RNA of Chara braunii, 2978 nucleotides long. The record is from the annotation of a GenBank genome assembly. NCBI's taxonomy places the organism in Eukaryota, Viridiplantae, Streptophyta, Charophyceae, Charales, Characeae.
GUUGAUUUCUCCUUCGAAGAGUCCACGAUUUUUGGUAUAUUUUUGUGUGACAAAAUGUAUCAUGCUUUGAAAGGUGUGGAAAUCGAAAAGAUAAUGGCCACAAAUAGAGAAAGGAGAGCCGCAGAACGGGAUGAUGCAGAUGCAGAUGCAGACACAGACGCAGACACAGACAAAGACAAAGACAGCAACGGGGACGAAGGGGGGAAGCAAGCAUCUAAGCUGCAGGAAAACGGAGAAACAACUGGGUACUGGGAAAAUACAGGCAUGGACGUCCCGAAUUACGGACCUGAUUGCUCUGACACUUCGAUAAACGGGCUUGAGAAAAGGCGUAUGGAAAGACACGCGGAGUCGGAGAAAUCGUCGAACGCAAUAGCAGCAGGGGAAGCGGAGGAGCUUCUCCGAUUCAUUGAGCGUGCCAAGACUCGUGGGUUCAACCCUUGGGAGUUUGUGAAGGAGCGGAGGGCUAUAUUUGCACGGUAUAACAGGAGGCUGAAAGAGCUUUGUGCGAUCGACUUUGAUGAUAUGCUCCAGCUUUUUCUGGAACUGCUGCAAAACCAUCCACAAGUCAUGCGAAAAUUCGGAGAACAAUAUGAGUACAUCCUUAUUGACGAGCACCAAGACACGAACACCGUCCAACAAAGUGGGAAGGACACUAGCCCCUACACCAAGGAGCAGCAAGAAAAGAUGGUCGCCUUAGUUAAGGAGAAUAGGGAGAGAAAAAAGCGCGAGAAGCAAGCGAAGUUAAAAGCUAUCGCAGAUGAGCAGGCGGCCAAGAUGAAGGAGUUGGAAGAGGAGAUGGAGAAAAGGAAGAAGGCUGCUGAAGAAGAAGCGGCAGCAGAAGAAGAAAAAGAGAGGAUGAGGAUUGAAAGUGGAGAAGGGAGCAGUGGAGGCACGAUGAAGAGGGACAUAGAUGCAGAGAUGGAGAAGAAGAUCAACGACCUGGAUGGAGGAGCGUCAGGCAAGUUGGAGCCAAGACGUUGCUUGAGUGCUUUGCGGUCGGGGUUCAGAGACUUUGCGCGCGAAAUCGUCACCCAUAUUGGGAGCGAAGUUGGGCAAUUGAGGGACAAUGUAGGGAAGUUCUGUGAGGGCGCCAUUGAGGGCGCCAAAGCAAUAGCUGUCGUAGAGGGCGAGGGCAGACCCCGUAAAGAGCCUGUAAAGCUUAAGUUCCCAGACGCAUACGGGGGUAAGAAGGAAGAGAACUUUGACAACUGGGAGGCCAGUGUCAACAGUUAUAUAUAUUUACAGCACAUCCUGCCAGAGGAACGAGUCCUCGUGGCCUUCCAGGCCCUCAAGGAUGAAGCGACUAGUUUCGCCAGGUCCCUUGCGCGCGCAGUCGGUUGUGAAAACAACCUGGUUGCAUAUUCAAAAGUCAUCCCCCUCUCUCAAUUCCUCAAGCUCCUGAAGGAGCGAUUUGCCGACCCAACGAGAGGCGUUCGCGCCUCUGACAAGCUACAAACGAUCCACUCACGACAGUGGAAGAGUGCGAGAGCACUCAAGGGUACUAUGGACGAUUUAGUAGCCGUCCCGGACCAUGGGUUCACUGAGACCCAAUUGGUCCAGUUAUUUUAUCGUGCCAUGCCAGAGGCCCUGCGUGGGCAUUUCUUUGAUAAGUCUCAACAGGUCGGCAUCAUGUAUGAUGCAUUAAGUAGAGAAGUCGUCCUGUAUGAGUCAAAGCCCAUGCCAGUUACCACUUUCUGGCAUAAGGACUUGGACAAGGGGAAGACGUGGAAAGGGCGUACCAUCUCAGGCCAAGUGAGGGCCAAGGAUCAUAUGAUCCUUACCCUAGAGGAAGGUGGUACUGAUGAGGUCCCAUACAGUCAGAUUGAGUGGGGCCUAGAGGAGGAGGACAAUAGUGUGGGACAGGGGAGGUCUUAUGCUGCUGUCGCGGUUGGAGGGAGGCCGCAAGGUAGAGGAGGAGGCCAGGGCCUAAGGGGCCAGGCCAUGGGAGGUCGAGGACCGGGCGCCAGGGCCAAAGGGGCCAGGCCAUGGGAGGUCGAGGACCGGGCACACAGGGGGUUGGCGGCCAAGGAAGCCGCCAAGCGGGAGGUAGGGGUCAAGGUCCCCCACCAAAUCGCUAGGGUAAUCGGUCCCCGCAACGACGAGGUGGAAGGGCACCUCAAGGAGGUUGGCACCCAGGCUUGCCACAGGGCAGACCCUGGGAAGACUUGGGCCUGGACCAACGUUUAUGACAGGAACGCGUGGACCAGGGAGCAUCAGGGUCAUAUGAGGCAGGUCUUGGAGAAGCUACGAGAGGCUAACUUCGAGAUCAACGCGAAGAAGUGCGAGUGGGCCAACACACAAGUCUUGUACUUGGGCCACGUAUUAGACGGAGAUGGCAUCAAGCCAGAGGACAGCAAGAUAGCGACGAUUAGAGACUGGCCGACGCCCCGCACAUUGACAGAGUUGCGGUCGUUUCUAGGCCUAGCUAACUACUAUAGGAAGUUCGUCAGAAACUUCUCUACUAUCGCCGCUCCCCUGCGCAAGUUGCUUAAGAAAGAGGCAAUCUGGCAAUGGGACAAGGAUUGUACAUCUGCGCUCAAGAGACUGAAACGCGCACUAAUAGAGUACCCUGUCCUCAAAGUAGCAGAUCCGUCCUUGCCAUUUGUCGUCACCAUGGACGCGAGUCAGUAUGGAAUAGGCGCCGUGUUGCAGCACGAUGACGGCAAUGGCUAUAGACCCGUAGAGUUCAUGUCCGCGAGGAUGCCCUCAGACAAGGUAGCCACCUUGACGUACGAGAGAGAACUCUACGCUCUCAGGCAGGCUCUAGAGCACUGGAAGCAUUACCUGCUUGGGAGGCACUUCAAAGUGUAUUCUGACCAUGAGACACUUCGUUGGUUAAAGACCCAGGCCAAGAUGACACCUAAGUUGACUAGGUGGGCAGGACCAAUAUGUUACGAUCCUGGUCAUUUCCCAAGUGCAAAUUCACAAUGAAAGAAAAUGCCACCCAAUUGCGAAAGAAAUGAAAGCACUUGCAAGAG